AUGCGUUCAUUUAGCGUAAUCUGGAGGCCACAGAGCGCAAAUCAACCAUAUACUCAGUUGAACCCCCUGCUCGUCAGCAACCUUGUGGAGACUGCCGUUCUUUUUGGAGCGCAACAUGUGAUCUCGAUCACACCACGGUCCAACCGUUCCUCACAAUUCGCCUCCAUUCUGUCCCUGGUAAGUCAUCAAGAAAAAGAGUGUGGUGGUGUGGGUGGUGUUGGAGUUGUUGUUGUUGGUGGUGGUGGUGGCGUUGAUGAUGGUGGUGUUGGUCGUAUUGGUGGUGGUGGUGGCGUUGAUGAUGGUGGUGUUGGUCGUAUUGGUGGUGGUGGUGGCGUUGAUGAUGGUGGUGUUGGUCGUAUUGGUGGUGGUGGUGGCGUUGAUGAUGGUGGUGUUGGUCGUAUUGGUGGUGGUGGUGGCGUUGAUGAUGGUGUUGUUGGUAUUGGAGUUGGUCGUAUUGGUAAUGGUGGUGAUGUUGGUGAAAUUGAUGGUGGGGGUGGUGGUGGUGUUUGUGGUGGUGAUGGUGUUGGUGUUCGUGGUGGCGGUGGCGGUGGUAGACAGACCCUCACAAUAGGAAGACGGCAAUGCCCAGCGCAGUUGAGUUUGCGAGUAAUUGCUGCCAAGACAUUGUUUGACCGCCUCUGGGCCUCUUGCACCAUUCACGUGAUUUUGCUAAAAGAGCCUUCCAAGGAAUUCGCUCGAGUGGCAUACGCAGCAGGUGUACAAGCCAGCACAGCCUAG
This is a messenger RNA of Opisthorchis viverrini, 738 nucleotides long. RefSeq lists its product as hypothetical. The record is from RefSeq and is a predicted model, not a curated record. The coding region runs from base 1 to 738 and encodes 245 amino acids. The transcript has 3 exons. NCBI's taxonomy places the organism in Eukaryota, Metazoa, Platyhelminthes, Trematoda, Opisthorchiida, Opisthorchiidae.